Messenger RNA from Nestor notabilis (Kea), 3039 nucleotides. RefSeq names its product oral-facial-digital syndrome 1 (gene OFD1). Gene Ontology annotation, molecular function: protein binding. NCBI's taxonomy places the organism in Eukaryota, Metazoa, Chordata, Aves, Psittaciformes, Psittacidae. Gene Ontology annotation, cellular component: centrosome; ciliary basal body. The transcript has 22 exons. Bases 1 to 3039 code for a protein of 1012 amino acids. Gene Ontology annotation, biological process: epithelial cilium movement involved in determination of left/right asymmetry. The record is from RefSeq and is a predicted model, not a curated record.
AUGGCUUCGGUCGAAAAGGAGACACUGUCCCAGGAUGAACUCCGGAAAAGGCUCUAUCAGACUUUUAAGAACCGAGGUGUACUGGACACACUUAAGACACAGCUCCGAAACCAGCUAAUCCAUGAACUAAUGCACCCAAUUUUAAAUGGAGAACUUCAGCCACAGGCUGUUACAAGUGAAGGCAGUUCACUUUUGAUCACAGCUUCCAACAGUUUGGUAGCAGAUCAUCUACAAAGAUGUGGCUAUGAGUAUUCACUUUCUGUUUUCUUUCCAGAAAGUGGAUUAGAAAAGAAGAAGCUGUGGACUAUGCAAGAUCUUCUCCAAUUGAUGAGGAUCAAUCCAAAGUCCAGUCUUCACAAAUCACUGACUUCGGAAACUCGGAAGGAAAAUAAAGGUUUUCUUAUGCAGAUUUUAAUCGGGCUUACAGAGCAUCAUCUAAGCAAGGAAACUCAUGACACAGAAACUCAGACAAACUCAGUGGCUCCUUACAGAGAAUCUCUUGCUGAGAAGCUUCAGCUGAUUGAUGAAGAGUUUGCAGACUCUUAUCCCCUGCAUCAGAAAUACGAAUCUUUAGAAGCUAAACUUCAUGAAUAUAGAAAAGAAAUAGAGAAACAGCUUCAAGCAGAAAUGUGUCAAAAGCUAGAACAUUUUAAAGAAGUUGAAUUAGCAAAGAUUAAGAUGGAGGAGAAAGUGCAGACCCAGAAAGAAAUCUCUGAGUUGCGUCAUGAGCUAGAGAGAACACAUCAAGCAAAGGCAGAAGCCUUGAUUUCUCGUGAAAAGAAUGCUAUUGAGAGGCUUCAAAAGCAGCAAGAGAUAGAAGCAAAGGAAGUAUAUGCUCAGAGACAAAGUCUACUGAAAGAUAUUGAAGUCAUAAGGACCAGAGAGGCAGAACUGAAGCAAAGAAUUGAGGCAUUUGAAGUCUCUCAGAAACUUCAGGAAGAGAAAAAUAAAGCUAUUGAUGAAGCACUUCGACGUCGGGAAGUUGCUGUGAAGAACAUAGAGGACACAUACGACCAAAAGCUUAAGACAGACCUCUUAAAAUAUCAGCUUGAAUUAAAAGAAGAAUACAUAGCCAGAACCAAUAAAGUUACUGAAGAUGAGAAAAAAAAUAAAGAGAAAGCUUUGCUUUUGCAUGAAGAAGCCAUUGCUGUUAAUUCCAAAAAGGAAGAACUCAAGCAAGCUGUAUCACGCACAAAAGAGCUUGAGCUGGAUUUGGAGUCAGUGACGGCCCAGGUUCUGUUGCUAAAUAAACAGAAUCAGUUGUUGACAGAAAAACUCAAAGAGUUGUCAGACUAUCCUUUGCUAAAGGAGGAGAAAUUGGAGCUCCAAGUGCAGAAUAAACUCCUUAGGCAACAGCUGGAUGAGACUCGCAGUGAAAACCAGCAUCUUCGAGACAAGCUGUCCCAGCCCUCAGCAGAGCAUCUGGCCUGCCAAGUGGAGCUGAGGAGAGUGGAACAUUCUAAGAAGCUGGCACUGGAUGAAUUUGAAAGUCAUAGGCAGGCUUUGGAAAAGCAGCUACAAAGCGAGGUUGAGCGUUGUGCCCAGUUAAAGGCCCAGCUGUUAGACUCUGAAACUACUGUCAGGAAGUUAAAUGUGCAAGUUGAAGAACUGAAACUGCAGGUGAAACAAACACAGGCAGCUCUGGAAAAUGAAGUGUAUCGGAAUCCAAAGCCUUCACUUGUUGAUCGUUCUGUCCUUGACUUCACUGGUGACAGAGCUGUACCUCAUGAUAUUUAUGUGGAUAGCACAUUCCUAAAGAAUCAGGUUAUGACUGAUGUUGUGAAGGUAAAUGCUGUGCCAAGAGUUGGCUAUUGGCAGCAGCUGCAGCCACACAGUGCUUCUCCGGAUUCUGACCUGGAGUAUAUGGCACAAACCCGGGCUAGAAUAAAAGAACUAGAAAAAGAGGCAGAGUGUUUGGAAGAAGCCUACAGGAACUACCGACGCAGUGUCAUGCAGGAUGCAGCUGCAAGCAGAACACCGAGAAAGAUGCAGUCUCCUUUACUUCUACAGUGUGCUACUAAUAGGCCACCCUUGACUGCCCAGCAUGAACUUCUCGAGGAUAAUUCCAGGUCCCAGCAUUCCUCUCUGAGCAGUCUUAGAGGUGAAAAAGACAUCAAAAGAACUGGGUUGAUUGAUGUCUUUAAAAAUCCCAUAACGCCACCACACAGAAGAACGUCUGCUUCAAGAUGCCUUUCUUCUACUCCUGUUUCCAAAGUGGAAAGAGAUCUCAAUAACAAGAAAGUUUCAGAUGACACCAGUUGCUCGUACCUUGCCUCUUCACAGCAGAGUGUUGACAAGGUGCUCUCUCCUAUUUCAAAGCCAUAUCCACUUUCAUCUUCUGAGUCUGUUUCUUCGUCACCAUCCAGUCAUGGCCAGAAAAUCAGACUUCAUAAUCAACAAACAGAUAAACCAGAUUUCAGUGACAUUCCCAAACCAGACAAACUAAUAUAUGAGGACCUUGAAGAAUGCAUUUCUUCUCUUGAAUAUCAGAGGGACAUUCCAGAGCAGUGUGAAAGUGAUGCUUUGCAUCCAUCUGGGGACAUCAUCAAUGGAAACCAUGUCACAGCCACUGUGCCAGCAGAAGCCACUUCACUGCAGGACUUAAUGGUGCUGGAUCAAAGACAGAUUGAAGAACAGGAUAGAGAAGUGGAGAAAAACUUGGAAGAAGAAGAAGAACAAGAAAGGAAAGCAAGAGAAGAAAAGGGAGAGAGAGAACUACAGGAAGCUCUGGAAAAAUGGCAAAAGGAAGAGGAAAAGCGUAACGAAGAGCAGAUUCAAGACUCAAUGAAAAUAGAUGAAGAAAAAGAAGAUAAGGAAGGGGUAAAAUCUGAAAACAGUAAUUCUGGUGCUGAAGAUAACGUGAAGGAUCCUACUCCAAAUCCAUUAGAAAAAUACAUGAAUCUAAUUCAGCAAAGGAGGGCAAACAAGGAUUCAAAAGGAGAAAUAGAAGUGUCACUUACAGAGGGAUUUGGACUUAGUGAAAAGGAUGACAGCACUGCAGACAUUUCUCAUGGAGACAUGGAUGAAAGCUUCUGGUGA